Raphanus sativus (radish) is the source of this 1974-nucleotide messenger RNA. Its product is annotated as SKP1-like protein 21. NCBI's taxonomy places the organism in Eukaryota, Viridiplantae, Streptophyta, Magnoliopsida, Brassicales, Brassicaceae. The transcript is spliced from 10 exons. Bases 580 to 1608 code for a protein of 342 amino acids. The record is from RefSeq and is a predicted model, not a curated record. Gene Ontology annotation, biological process: SCF-dependent proteasomal ubiquitin-dependent protein catabolic process. Gene Ontology annotation, cellular component: cytoplasm; nucleus. Gene Ontology annotation, molecular function: cullin family protein binding.
AAAAAGAAGAAAAAGACAGCGACGGAACAAGCACACCACACAGCCUUGCAAAGUUGGAGUUAAGGAGCUUCACAACGACUCCAUCAACAACUUAACUAACCCUAAGUUUCUGUUUCCGCGUUUUAACCAUCUCGAGCCAUGAGCCAUUCCAGCUCCUACACGUGGCUUUAAUCGCGCCUCUCUCUCUCUCUCUCUCUCUCUCUCUCUCUCUCUCUCUCUCUCUCUCUCUCUCUCUCUCUCUUUUAUCAUCUCCCGUCUCUUUGGUCUGUUCUACCGCCGUCGUCGCCGUGCUCUCUCCUCCGCCAAGAUUCACUUCUCUCUCCUUCACCGCCAGCAAUCAUUACCUCCUCCGGUUGUAAGUUUUGGUGUGAAAGUUUCUGGACACUAACUGCUUCAGCUCAAUGCUCAUUGACCUGCAAACGUUUUGGCGUGCCAGUUUAAGAGUUGAGAGAAAGCUUCAAGAGAGCAACAAAAGAUAUAUACACUUUGUAUUGCGGGAAGUGCCAUAAGCGUUCAAAGCUUGGCAGUACUGUAAUAAAGAUAUUAAUAGCUCAAGACUAACUAAAAGUCUUCCAAUCAAUGUCGGAAAGUGAUAUGGCCAUCAUUAAACCAGAUAUGAUGAAAUCCUAUAUAUGGCUUGAAACAUCUGAUGGAUCAAUCCAACAAGUGGAACAAGAGGUUGCCAUGUUCUGUCCCAUGAUAUGUCACCAAGUGCUUCAGAAGGGUGCUGGAUCUUCUAAGAACUCUGCAAUCUCUCUUCCCCAUAAAGUCAAUCCUCCCAUGUUAAGCUUGAUUUUUGAUUACUGCAGAUUCCAUCAACUACCUGGACGUUCUAAUAAGGAACGUAAAGUUUAUGAUGAGAAAUUCAUGCGGAUGGAUACAAAGCGGCUAUGCGAGUUGACCUCAGCUGCUGACAGUUUACAGUUGAAGCCUUUGGUUGAUCUUACUAGUCGUGCCCUUGCUCGGAUUAUUGAGGGCAAAUCCCCUGAGGAGAUUCGUGAAAUAUUUCAUUUGCCUGAUGAUCUUACUGAGGAGGAGAAGUUGGAGCCUCUGAAGAACACCAUGGAUGAUCCACGUAUUCGACUCUUGAAUAGAUUGUAUGCUAAGAAAAGAAAGGAGUUGAAAGAAAGAGCAAAACUUAAGAGUAUAGAGGUUGAAGAACGUGUGGACGAGCGUUCUGUGGAUGACCUUUUGUCGUUUAUUAAUGGCAGGGAUCACAAAGGGGUCAAUACUUCCAAGAGCAAAAAGAAGAACAAGAAAAGGAAGGAGCAUAAAAAUGGAACAUGCAAAGUUUUCAAUAAGGAUUCACAUAAUUUGCAUUCCAAGCAACGAAGUGUUGAGGAGACUUCUUCGUCUAGCUUGGGAAGGGUAUCCAACUUGCAUAGUAUGGAAGAUGAUAUUUUUUCAAAGAAGGCUGAGUUUGAAGAUGGUUAUAUAGAUGAUGAAAUUGAUCCAGCUUUGAAAGAAAUGCUUGAUAGGGAAGUAGAGGAGUUUGCUAGGAGACUCAACUCAAGUUGGGUUUUGUCGGUAGGACAAGAAAGGCAGCCUGUGCACUUCUCCAUAAACGGGAACGGUGAUACAAGGCGAUUGACAGCUAUAGAUGACUGAUGGGAGAUAGUUUGGUUUUGCCUCCGUUUUAAACAUUGAAGGUCCAGCUGCAAGACACAAAUGAAGAAGAUGUUAACGUUAGCCCAAUGGCUGGAACAGUUUUGGUGAUCCCCACAUUUAGAUUUGUAAGCAAUUAGAGAUAAUGGUGUUUGCGUUCCUCCUGUAAUGUUUUUUUCUUCCCACAGUAUGUUUUCUUUUGUUUCUUCUUCCUUAAUCCUAGAGCCUAGGAUGCAGUUUUGCUCUUCUUUUUUUCUUAAUGAUCAAUCUUUGUAUACCACUUCAGAAUGGCUGAGAAAAAUCAGCUAGUUGGUUAUCUUUCUGUAUUUUCUUAAACCAAAGAAUAAUAAUAUUAAGUUUCUUUAGUCA